AUGCCCUCAAACAUGGGAGGCAUGGUUCCGCAGCAGCAGUGGAACCAGCCACCUCCUACAUAUCAGCAGCCUCCUCCCGCUGAGGCUGAUGACGGAAUGGGCGGCGAAGACGGUGAUAAUUCAAAACGCCCACCAAACGCCUUCAUCCUUUACAGCCAGGCAAUGAGACCACAAGUUAGACAAGAAAAUCCUUCAUUGUCCAACACUGAGUGUUCCAGACUCUUAGGAAAAAUGUGGAAAGAAGUUCCGAAUGACAUCAAACUUCAGUACAAACAGAGAGCUUCUGCUAUGCAAGCUGACUUUAAGAGAGAUCAUCCAGAUUACACAUACAGAAAAGCUCGCAGGAAACGCGCUUUGAACGAAUUAUUAACAAAGUCUUCCCAAGUUGCCCCAGGCAUGUAUCCUCCAGCCAUGGGAGGUGAUUCUGCCGCCUGGCCACCACAGGGAGGCGUUUUCCCAAUGCAGGGCAUGGGAAUGCCAGGAUUCUCCAAUUUACCUGGCCAGCCAUCUUUAGGCUCCGUUCCAAGCGUCCCUGGAAUGCCUUCUAGUCAACCACCGGCAAUGUUCGCUCCUCCAGCCGUUCCGGGAACUCAACUGUCAACUUCCCUUAAUCCAACUCAAUCUCCAGCUGCUACAGCAUCUCAACCACAAAAUCAACCACUUUACCAAAUGCCAGGAUUUCCAGGAAUGCUUAAUACAUCUGGAAUGUUUGGAUUCACAGGCAAAUAA
Messenger RNA from Trichomonas vaginalis G3, 729 nucleotides. RefSeq names its product SRY (sex determining region Y)-box family. Lineage: Eukaryota; Parabasalia; Trichomonadida; Trichomonadidae. Gene Ontology annotation, molecular function: DNA-binding transcription factor activity, RNA polymerase II-specific; RNA polymerase II cis-regulatory region sequence-specific DNA binding. The record is from RefSeq and is a predicted model, not a curated record. Bases 1 to 729 code for a protein of 242 amino acids. The transcript has a single exon. Gene Ontology annotation, biological process: regulation of DNA-templated transcription; anatomical structure morphogenesis; cell differentiation.